AGUUCUUUAAAAAAAGAUCAUCUUGUUAUCGUAGUCGUUCCUGACUCCAAGAUCUCUAUCAAGUACAGAGAGAGGAAGAAAUGAGAAUGCAGGUCAUUUUUGGAAUCCUGUUUAUUUACACCCACGUUGCCAUGGGUUCACUGUUUCAGGAUCCUGCUGUGUGUAGAUUUACUCAGAGGAACCAGUGUUAUGUAGCUGUGGGACAAACACUGCAGCUGCAAAUGCCCCAGGAGGAUGGGUUUGACCUAAGGUCCACUAGUUUAAUUUUAAGAUAUAGAAAAACCCAACGUUACCCACCAACACCACGUCUCCCGAGAUGGCAGUUUAUUACCGAUAAUAAAACUAUAAUACUAACCAGUGCAGAGAGGAGCGACUCUGGAACAUACACUUUAUACACCUUUGAUGUGGACGGGAAAAUUAAAGGCAGUUAUACUCUCCAGGUGAACAUUGAAGCCCCGGUGUCCUCAGUGAAAGUGUCGUACAGCUGCUUGACCUUUGGAAUGGAAGUGAACUGUGCUGCUGAUGGAGACGACCUCCACUUCAGCUGGAAUUCUGAUAUUAUCACACUCCCUCGACUGGAGAACGGGUCCAGCACUGGCAAACUGGAACAAGACCAUCAAGGGAACAUCACCUGCCAUGUAGAAAAUCACGUCAGCCGUGACCACGAUACCACUGAACUCCUCCAUUGUCCUGGUUCACUGUUUCAGGAUCUUGUUGUCUGUAGAAUGAGUCAGAGGAACCAGUGUUAUGUAGCUGUGGGACAAACACUGCAGCUGCAAAUGCCCCAGGAGGAUGGGUUUGACCUAAGGUCCACUAGUUUAAUUUUAAAAUAUAGAAAAACCCAAAGUUCCCCUCCAAUACCACAUCUCCCGAGAUGGCAGUUUAUUAACGAUAAUAAAACUAUAAUACUAACCAGUGCAGAGAGGAGCGACUCUGGAACAUACACUUUAAACAUCUAUGAUGUGGACGGGAAAAUUAAAGGCAGUUAUACUCUCCAGGUGAACAUUGAAGCCCCGGUGUCCUCAGUGAAAGUGUCGUACAGCUGCUUGACCUUUGGAAUGGAAGUGAACUGUGCUGCUGAUGGAGACGACCUCCACUUCAGCUGGACUUCUGAUAUUAUCACACUCCCUCGACUGGAGAACGGGUCCAGCACUGGCAAACUGGAACAAGACCAUCAAGGGAACAUCACCUGCCAUGUAGAAAAUCACGUCAGCCGUGACCACGAUACCACUGAACUCCUCCAUUGUCCUGGUUUCAUGGUGUUUGUGUCUGUGUGGCUUUGUGAAGUCAUCAUCCUGCUGUCUCUGUUAGUAGCAUUUAACAUCUACAGACAAAUCUACAGGAAACAGAAGAUAACUGAAAAUCAGGAAACUCUGUAAACCUGGAUUAGAAGCAGAAGAUGGUUGGUUGCUCUCCUCAAUUCCAGCAACUCAUCCAUCCUGGACCAUCAGAAGAACAUGACCAUCAACACCAACAAAUUUAACACCUCAGUCCAGACAUUCUUUUAAAAACUGAACCAGCCUCAUGCUUCACGUACAUUUGUUAAUGAAACCAGCACUAAUUUUUCUCUCUAGUUUUUUCUCUUAAGCUUUAUUUUUAAUAUUAAAAAAAUACUGAAAUGUUUAAAUGCAGCUUUUAUCAUCAUCAUGCUUUUGAAGAAAUCAUUUGUGUAGAACAGGAGUCUCCAACCUUUUCAACUCUGAGAGCUACUUUUAAAUAAAGGUGUCUAAGAGCUGCUCAUGUUAUAUUAUUAGUAACAUUUAUUUAUAUAGCUUAUUGCCAUUAACCAAGCCAGCUAUCUUUAAUAAUAAGCUAUUUUUAUGUGAAUUCUUUUAAAUUAAUAUCGAACAGUCAUAUUUUACAAUAAAUCAUUUUAAAUUAACAUAAGCAGCAUGUUAAUUAUUGAGUGGAGUUUAAUUGAUUUAACAGAACGGGUUUGCUGAGUAGAUUUAUCGUUUUUUAUAGUCAGUUUUUUUUAUUUAUUUACAUGGAUUUACUGUUAUUUCUCAACAAAUUGUUAUUUAAAGGUCCCAUGGCACAUACCCUGAUGGCCUCAACAAGACUAAAAGAAACUAUUUUCAUUAAAAAAAAUGAAACACCUUUGAUAUUCAUGGAUUUUAUGUGAUUAAAUAAUAGUAUUUUGACGGCAUUCAUAUCCAAGUGCAAUGGGAAAUGAGAAAUGUCUACAGCUCACUGGUCCUACAUCUUCACGCAGCAGGUUAGCUUUAUUCCUAAUGCUGUCGAAUCCCCAGCAGCUUCCAUGCUGAAUGAAUCUGCCAUGUGUUUCCUUUAUUUUUUAUUCAAACUACUUCAAUUUGUGUAGCUGCUUGUGAGCUACUGGAGACCCCUGGUAUAUGUACUGUAUAAGUAUGUGUUUUAUUUCAUAGCAGUGUUUAACUUUACUACGUGUUUCACAUUUUAUGCAUUAAAUAAAUGCACACUCCUCUGUCUAUUCUUUUUCAUUGCUAAUUUUUUUCAACAACCCAUG
Molecule: messenger RNA, 2488 nt
Organism: Hemibagrus wyckioides
Lineage: Eukaryota; Metazoa; Chordata; Actinopteri; Siluriformes; Bagridae
Exons: 7
Coding region: 81-1379 (432 amino acids)
Source: RefSeq, a predicted model, not a curated record